AUGGCCACCGUUUCCAAUGCCAUGCGGCAUCUGAGAUGUCCGAGACAGCUUGCGAGGCCGCAAUGGCGCCAGCAUGCCUGGAAGCUGCCAGCGCCUCUAUUCAUCCGCACACUCAAGACUGCCACUACACACGACGAUGCCACCGCUGCGGACCUGAUGGAAUCUGUUCAGAUGCCCUAUCAGGGCGUUACACACGCGCGGACGGUUCCCGCGACUCCGUCAUACUUCUCCAGACAACCCCAGUUCAACGACCUGUACAUCCGGAUAUCGAAUCUGUUGACCCGAUACCAUCACCUUCCGACGGUAGCACCCAGCGAAGCGCCACAGGUCCCAUGGACAAAGCUGGGAGAGAUGCGCGCCCAAAUGGGCGAACCCAUCAAGGCUAUGCACUACCAAAAGGUGAUCCGCGUAGCCAAACGACUCAACCUGAUCGAACCCAGUCUGCGGCCCGUGGAAGUCAAGGCGGCCCUUCAGGAGUUUGCGCGAGAUAUCAAUCCUUUUCUCAACAUGCCCAACCCGAUUACCGUUGACAAGUUCGGCCGUGCCGUCGGGGUGGGCAAGCGUAAGGCGUCAACGGCACGCGCUUUUGUCGUCGAAGGAAGCGGGGAGGUGCUGGUCAACGGGAGGCCGCUGAACGAGGCCUUUGGCCGUGUCCACGACCGCGAGAGUGCCGUAUGGGCUCUCACCGCAACGGAGCGGCUGGACAAGUAUAACGUGUGGGUUCUCGUCCAAGGUGGCGGCACCACCGGACAAGCUGAGGCGAUAACGCUUGCUGUGGCCAAAGCCUUGGUCGCUCAUGAGCCAGCGUUAAAGACGGCCCUACGGAAAGCUGGAUGCAUCACGAGGGACCCGAGAACUGUUGAGAGGAAGAAGCACGGCCACGUAAAGGCCCGCAAGAUGCCGGCUUGGGUCAAGCGAUAA
Molecule: messenger RNA, 921 nt
Organism: Metarhizium album ARSEF 1941
Lineage: Eukaryota; Fungi; Ascomycota; Sordariomycetes; Hypocreales; Clavicipitaceae
Product: 37S ribosomal protein S9
Exons: 2
Coding region: 1-921 (306 amino acids)
Biological process (GO): translation
Cellular component (GO): mitochondrial small ribosomal subunit; ribosome
Molecular function (GO): RNA binding; structural constituent of ribosome
Source: RefSeq, a predicted model, not a curated record